This is a messenger RNA of Dromiciops gliroides (monito del monte), 1965 nucleotides long. RefSeq names its product SH2B adapter protein 1-like. The record is from RefSeq and is a predicted model, not a curated record. Gene Ontology annotation, cellular component: plasma membrane. Gene Ontology annotation, molecular function: transmembrane receptor protein tyrosine kinase adaptor activity. The transcript is spliced from 3 exons. Lineage: Eukaryota; Metazoa; Chordata; Mammalia; Microbiotheria; Microbiotheriidae. The coding region runs from base 25 to 1965 and encodes 646 amino acids. Gene Ontology annotation, biological process: intracellular signal transduction.
ACUCUCCAUCUCAUCUGGCUCAUCAUGAAUGGUGCCCCUUCCCUUGAAGAUGGCGCUGCCCCUUCUCCUCACCCUCUCCCAUCACCACCACCUUCCCCAGGUUGGGAGGAGUUCUGUGAAUCCCAGGCUCGGGAAGCGGCCCUGGACUGUGCCCGACGCUUCCACCUCUACUGGGCUUCCCAUCCCCAAUACGCUGGGGAUGAGGCAGCCUUCUCCCGACGUUUUGCUCUGCUCUUCUUGCAGCGCUUUGAGGCAGAGGUGGCCCGGACCUCGGGUUCCCUUUCAUCAUCUGGUCGGAUGCGCCUUAGUCCUGGUGAAGAAACCCCAUCAAGUGGUCCUUCCCUGCAGAGCUGUGGGAACAGUGAGCCUCUGACUGUGUGGGGUCAUUCUCAAUCCUCUGAAGACCUGGCUGGCUCUCUCCCUUCCUCGAUGGCUUCAAAUUCGUCAAAGCCUCAGGUGAAGAAACGCUUCUCCCUGCGCUCAUUUGGCCGCUCAGUCCGAGGGAUCUUCCAGUGGCGGGGAGCGGGUGACCCCCCCUCUGCUGUAGGACAUUUGGACACCUCUGCUUCAGGGCUAUCUGGCCUGGGUGGGGGUGGUAGCGCCAGUGAGGGGCCAGCUAGGCGUGGGGCAUCCCCUGAGGAAAGCUUUGAGAUGCAGACACGAAGGAGGGCAGGGGGACCCUUAAAGGAUGGGGCAGAGACAGAGCACAGACAGGAGCUGCCCUUGGCACCUAGGGAGAGCCACGUGGACCUGCCUCAGGGGGCCUGUGGGGGCCUCUCAGACCAUCCCUCAGCUUCUGUCUCCCCCAGCUCUGCCUCCACUGCUGCCUCCCAUUAUGACUCAAUGGCAGUGAUACCCUGCAAGGUGCCUCACCGAUUCCCUAUUAAAAAGGGGCCCCCAGUGGGGAAAAGUUACCCCCCACCAGCCCCUAAUGCUCCAGACACCACAGGUUCCUUCCUGUCUCAGGAGGAGGCAGAUGGAGGUGAUAGGGAUGACCUCCUCUCAGAGUACCCUUGGUUCCAUGGUACCAUCCCUAGACUCCAAGCUGCUGAGCUAGUGCUUGAAGGGGGUGCUGCCAGCCAGGGUGUCUACCUGGUACGUAAAAGCAACAUGAGGAUAGGGCAGUAUGUCCUCACAUUCAACUUCGAGGGCAGAGUCAAGCACCGUCUUCUUACCCUGAAUGACAAUGGUCAGUGCCGGGUGCUACACCUCUUGUUCUCCACAGUCUGUGACAUGCUGGCAUAUUUCAGUGUCCACCCUAUUCCCCUGGAGUCUGAGCCCUUCAGCCACGUUACCCUCACCCAAUAUGUUGAGGCCCCACGAGCUAAUACAGCCAAACAGAACUUGCAGCUGUCAGCCUUCUGGGAGGGGAGCAGUUUGGGACCAGACCAGAGACGGGGAGUGGAGGACGACGGGAAACGGGGAAUCCCGAUGGACCAUGAGCACACGACUACACGCCCAAGAGCCGAGGGCAGCGACAGCCUGAGCGCCCACGGCCGCGGGAGGGGCCGGAGCGAGCCCGGGCUCAUCACCCGCACCUGCGGCUCCGCAGCCACCUGCCCCGCGUGCCCUCCUUCGGGCCUCGCGGGAGUGGGAUGCGCUACGUGGCCAGCCCCGCCCGGCGCAACGGGAUCUUCAGCGGGACCCCCGCCCCCCCCUCCGCUCCCGAUAGCCCCCCCCCCCGCCGCCGCCGCCCUCUCUUCGCCCCCCACUCUUCCCCCCACCACCAAUCCCCACCCCUCCGCUCCCGGCGCCUCAUGCAGGACCACGCCCCGCACCAACUCCGCCGCUAGGAAUUACUCCGCGUCCAGGAACCACAAGGAAGUGGAGGCACGGUGGUCCCCUCCGCUGCCCACCUCCACCCCCCCACCGCCCCUGGUGCCCGGCAGACCUCCCCACGCAGGAAUACGCCCCUCACCAACUCUGAGGCUGAGGACUAUGCUCCGUCCCGGAACCCCAAAGUAG